AUGUGGACCGUCAUCGAGUCUAAUCUGGGCGUCAUCUGUGCCUGUCUGCCUGCGUUGCGGAGGCCGUUGCUGUUUGCUUUUUCGGCUAGGGGUGGUGGUUCGAUUAGUGGUACUACGAACCACAACAAUAAUAACAAACACAAUGACGGCGACGAUGAUAAUGGUGGGCAGAGAGGGAAGAGUCACUAUGGCAUUGAAGAAGUGCUGGAGAUGGAUGAGGAUGAAAGUACAACUGCCCCUGAAAACACAUGCAGAAGCAGAAACAGAAGCAAAAGUGGGCAUCGAUCUGUUUCCGUGUCUCCCGCGCCGUCUAUAUUGGGGCUGUCGAGGAGUUUCAGGUCGAGGAAACGGUCUGUUCAGGAUACAGGUGCACACGCUGAAUCUGAAAAGGAUGCUGCUACGACUACGACAGCAGAUUCUCCAGGCGACGGGAUCAGGAAAACCACAAAAGUCGUCGUCAGCUACGAUUACAAGGAGGAUGGUCAUGAUGACAAUAUGCGUGUUUACGGGUAUGUUGCUUCUGCGGCUGGCGCUGGUGCUGCUUUUGAAGCCAGUGGGGGAGUAUAUACGGCUUCUGCGGAGAGCGCAGGCUCGAAUUAG
This is a messenger RNA of Monascus purpureus, 600 nucleotides long. Lineage: Eukaryota; Fungi; Ascomycota; Eurotiomycetes; Eurotiales; Aspergillaceae. The record is from the annotation of a GenBank genome assembly.